Arabidopsis lyrata subsp. lyrata is the source of this 633-nucleotide messenger RNA. RefSeq lists its product as uncharacterized. The record is from RefSeq and is a predicted model, not a curated record. Lineage: Eukaryota; Viridiplantae; Streptophyta; Magnoliopsida; Brassicales; Brassicaceae. The coding region runs from base 1 to 633 and encodes 210 amino acids. The transcript is spliced from 2 exons.
AUGGAGAGUUCAGACAAACCAAUUUCAAAGCUGAAAUUUCUUGUCGACCCGGAGACGAACAAGGUCGUCGUGGCUGAUGCUCGUAAGGAUUUUGUUGAUGUGCUCUUUGGUUUGAUGGCCCUGCCAAUGGGUACCAUCGUCCGAUUGCUGGAGAAGAAUAAGCAGAAUUCUGCUCCAAUAGGUUGUUUCAACAAUCUCUACAAAAGUGUCUUUGAUAUGGACAAAGAUGACUUCUUGAGUGAAGCUUGUAAGGAUAUGCUUUUAUAUCCCAUGUAUGUGAAAGAGAAGCAAUGCAGACGACUUAAGCUUAACAUAGAUGAUACUACCGAGGUCCUCAAGGCGUUUAAAGUACCUGAAGGUGCUGGUUGUGAUGAACUUUUUGUCACCGGGAGGUCCUCUUUCAUCAUUACCGAUGAUAUGAAAGUGGAAUUCGCUUCUCUUGUUCUCACCACAAAGAUACUUAUCGGACUCGGUUAUAAUAGUGUUGCUAAGAUGGAGGAGAUGUUUGUAGACCUUAAUCAUGAAAGGGUUCUAUCUCUGCUCCAUUGCUUGUUCUCUUCGGAAACUCCUUUCACUGAUGUCUUCUUGAAGAAGCAUAGCUCUUGUGGUAUGACAAUUGACAAGGUCGCAUGA